This is a messenger RNA of Emys orbicularis (European pond turtle), 894 nucleotides long. It is a transcript of the gene CAPZA3, whose product is annotated as capping actin protein of muscle Z-line subunit alpha 3. The record is from RefSeq and is a predicted model, not a curated record. Gene Ontology annotation, cellular component: actin cortical patch; F-actin capping protein complex. Gene Ontology annotation, molecular function: actin filament binding. Lineage: Eukaryota; Metazoa; Chordata; Testudines; Emydidae. The coding region runs from base 1 to 894 and encodes 297 amino acids. Gene Ontology annotation, biological process: actin cytoskeleton organization; barbed-end actin filament capping. The transcript has a single exon.
AUGUCCAACAAAUGUGAUUUGUCUAAGGAAGAGAAAGUGUGGGUCAUAUGCCGUCUGCUGUAUCAGGCACCUCCAGGCGAAUUCUACAGUGUUUUUGAAGAUCUCCGUAUUCUGGUCCAGGAUGAUGACCUAAUGAGGCAAGAGGCUGCCCAGGUCUGUGCCCAUCACAAUAAGAACAAUUUCACCUUAGUCAGAAUAGAAGGAACCAAUGUGCUGGUGACUCGCUACAAUGACCUAGGAGGAAAUCGCUUUUUUGACCCGAAAAAUAAAUUUUCUUUCAAAUUUGAUCACUUGAGUGGAAUAUCAAACAAAUUUCAGCUCCAUAGGGUAGCAUGGGAUGAGACAGAGUUAUGGAGAACAGCCCUAAAUAGUGCUUUAAAGGCAUACGUGGAUAGUCACUUUCCUUCAGGGGACUGCUGUGUGUUUAGAAAAACCUUGAAAAACAGGCAGGUAUUUGUGGUCUGUAUUGCAGGUCAUCAGUACAAACCGUUGGGUUUCUGGAAUGGCCUUUGGAAAGGUGAAUGGACUUUUUUCCAGAUUCCAGUUAUUACUCAGGUUACAGGGGCCAUUCAUAUGCAAGUACACUACUUUAAAGAUGCUAACCUCCACAUGACAGUCUGCAAGACUGUUGAAGAGAUCUUGCAUGUAAUUGACCCAGCCCAGUUGGCCAUAGAUUUUGUGAAACUCAUAGAAACUGAAGACAACAAAUUUCACAUUGCCAUGCUGGAAAACCUCCAAGCUUUGACAGAUGAAAUCUGGAGAAAAAUUCUACGAAGGCAGCUCCCAAUCACUCGCACUAUCAUUAACUGGAAUAAACUGCUGACCAAUCAGAGCAUAAAAGCCAAUAUUUCCAGUCGUGAGGUGCCACUGAGUUUACUGAAGUGCACGGUUUAA